GAGCUCUGGCUGCUACGAAGGAAAGACAUAUAAUUAACUGACAGCUUGAAGACGGAGAGAAUAGACAAACUGCUGGAGGAAAAUAAUUCAUCUGACAGCAAAGAUGCAGUGGAGUCUGAUUCUGCUCUUCCUGAUGGGUCAGUGUUGCUUCAUUGACUGUCAGCUCUAUGAGUUUCACUACAUUAAUGAGAGUAAGAACUGGACUGAAGCUCAGCAGUACUGCAGAGAGAAACACACUGACCUGGUCACAGUGACUAACAUGAAGGACAUGAAGAGACUCAUCAACAUCUCAGAUGGAGAUAAGAGAGAAGCUUGGAUUGGUCUGUAUAAUCAAACAAAUGGUACCAGAACAUGGUACUGGUCUCUGCCUGGACUGGAGUUCAAUGAAAAUGGCAGUAAUUCCUCCUUCAGACACUGGAAUCUACAGUUUAAUAAUGAGAUAAUCAAUAGUGGUCAAUGUGUCAUGACUGUGUUUGAUGAUGGAGGCAGAUGGAAGAAUGAGAACUGCACUGAAAGAAAACCCUUCAUCUGUUAUGAUGAUAAAUUGAUCCUGAUCAAGGAAAAUAAAACUUGGCAUGAGGCCUUGACCUACUGCAGACAGAACCACAGUGACCUGGUCACCAUCACCAACAUGGAUGAACAGAAACAGGCCCAGGAAAAAACCAAGAAGGCAUCGACUCCUUUUGUCUGGAUUGGACUGCGUUUCAACUGCAGGAUGUUUGGUUCUGGGUUUGUGAUAACUGGGUCUGGGACGAAGAGGAGAAAGACCUGGCUGGAAGCUCAGAGUUACUGCAGAGAGAAACACACAGACCUGAUCAGUGGAACGAAGCAACUACAGGAUGAAGAACUAAAGGAAGUGAUGAGCCCAAAUUAUAAACCAUACAUUGGUCUAUUCAGAGACACCUGGAGGUGGUCAGAUGGAAGCAGUUUCUCUUUCAGACACUGGAAUCUAGAGAUUAAUGAUCAUCAACCCAACAGUGGUCGAUGUGCCAUGACUGGGCUUCAUAUGGAGACAGAUGGAAGACUGACUCCUGUGAAGAGACUAAACCUUUCAUCUGUUAUGAUGUCAAGAGAGAAGAACUGGGAGGACGCCUUGUACUACUGCAGAGAUCACCACCAUGACCUGGUCACCAUCACCAACAUGGAUCAACAGAAAUGGAUCCAGGAGAAAGUCAAGGAGGCAUCGACUGGUUAUGUCUGGAUGGGUCUGCGCUACACCUGCACUCUGGAUUUCUGGUUCUGGGUCAGUGAUGAGGUGGUCAUCUAUGAGAACUGGGCCAAAGGGGAGCUGGUGUCUAUCUCCACCUGUCGUUGA
Messenger RNA from Poeciliopsis prolifica (blackstripe livebearer), 1315 nucleotides. Its product is annotated as macrophage mannose receptor 1-like. NCBI's taxonomy places the organism in Eukaryota, Metazoa, Chordata, Actinopteri, Cyprinodontiformes, Poeciliidae. The record is from RefSeq and is a predicted model, not a curated record. The coding region runs from base 104 to 1315 and encodes 403 amino acids. The transcript is spliced from 8 exons.